Molecule: messenger RNA, 972 nt
Organism: Coregonus clupeaformis (lake whitefish)
Lineage: Eukaryota; Metazoa; Chordata; Actinopteri; Salmoniformes; Salmonidae
Product: trichohyalin-like
Exons: 2
Coding region: 48-875 (275 amino acids)
Source: RefSeq, a predicted model, not a curated record
GACAUUUUGUUUUGUUUUGGUUCGAUUGGUUUGUUUUGGUUCAACCUAUGAAGUCAACCACUCAGCUGUCAAAGCAAAAGCUGUCAGUGAAAACGUGUAAAAUGACUGCUGCCCCUGCCACACCUUGCCGCCCACCCCCUGGCUUCACUGCCCUGGCUGUGGCCACCCCUGCCAUGGUCAUACCCCGAAUGACUCGCAGAAGACCACCAGCCAUUGCUGCCCCAGAGGCUGCUUCUACAGCUGGCCCUGGAAUGGACGACACCUUUGUCAUGAUUCUGUACAACAUGUACCUGAGGAUCUGCGCCCAGGAGAAGGAGAAUGCCGAGCUGAAGAUAAAGUGCUACCAGCUCCACACUGAGGUGCUGAGGGAGGAGAGGGCUGUUCAGAGGGCAGAGGAGUGGGUCCGCGAGAACCAAGACAGCCUGCCCAAGCUGGAGAACAUUCUCCUGGCUAAGGAGGAGAGGCUGAACCAAUGCACUGGCUCACUGACGAAAAUCAUUGAUAAGACAGAGGAGCUGCGGCCCAAGGGGGAUGAGGUGUUUGACCAAGCCCAGAGGCUGCAAGCCACCCUGGAGAGUCUUCGCUGGAAGGUGGAGGAGGAAGAGGCACAGUGGCUUAUCCAGGGAUACCAGGAGCACUAUGCCAGCCUGGAGCAUGAGAAGGUGCAGGUGGUCCUGGAGGAGAAGACCAAGGAGGAGAAGGAGGUGAUCUUGGAGGAGGAGACCAAGGAGGAGAAGGAGGUGAUCUUGGAGGAGGAGACCAAGGAGGAGGUGCAGGUGGUCUUGAAGGGGGACACUAAAAAGGAGAAGGAGGUGGUCUUGGAGGAGGUGACCAAAGAGAAGAAGACCGAGAAGAAAUCCAGCUGCUUCAGGUGAUGUUCUUGCUCAGAAGAUUCAAGAGAAGAGCAGAGACGAGAAUUGACGAUAAGAGAAGUGAAGUGAUGAAAAGAGGAAGUGCCACAUUAUUCCUUUG